This is a messenger RNA of Zasmidium cellare ATCC 36951, 420 nucleotides long. RefSeq lists its product as uncharacterized. Gene Ontology annotation, molecular function: thiosulfate-cyanide sulfurtransferase activity. The coding region runs from base 1 to 420 and encodes 139 amino acids. Gene Ontology annotation, cellular component: mitochondrion. NCBI's taxonomy places the organism in Eukaryota, Fungi, Ascomycota, Dothideomycetes, Mycosphaerellales, Mycosphaerellaceae. The transcript is spliced from 3 exons. The record is from RefSeq and is a predicted model, not a curated record.
AUGCCGCAGGAGCCUCACAGCAAGAGCAUAUGCACCAGCUCCCAGAACACACACCACUCCCAGAACGAUACGGCCAGCAUUCGCAUCAUCAAACAGCUCAGCGAGUCGCCCAACGAGGGCACCGUUCUGAUAGAUGUUCGCGAGCCCACCGAAUACGCCGCCGGCUACAUCCCCAACGCCAUUAACAUCCCGAUCAAGUCUCAACCCGACGCCAUGAUGCUCCCCGCCGACGAAUUUGAGGAUCGAUUCGGAUUCGAGAAACCCUCAGCCGAUAAAGAGGUGGUCUUCUACUGCAAGAGCGGGGUGAGGAGUAGCGCCGCCGCGCAACUAGCACAACAGCUUGGGUAUUCGAAGGUUGCGGAAUACAGAGGUAGUUGGCUCGAUUGGGAGAAGAAUGGGGGAGAGGCGAAGAGGCCGUAG